Molecule: messenger RNA, 6578 nt
Organism: Xyrichtys novacula (pearly razorfish)
Lineage: Eukaryota; Metazoa; Chordata; Actinopteri; Labriformes; Labridae
Source: the annotation of a GenBank genome assembly
ACUACUUGUGACUACGAUGUGCCGGAAAGGAGAGCAGAAGAAGAGAGAAAGCUACUUGCUAAUGUAGCUAACAAAUACGGAAGCAACACAGUGUGGGAGCAGCUGUCUGCAAAACAAACAUACUUGUUGAGAAAGGUAACCAAACACUUCUGGUUAUCACUGGGUCGUUGCUUGUCUUUAUUCAGUGACUCUAAGCGUUUUGUAUUUAAUUUAGUGUUAUAAACAUUGGUGCAGUAAAGCGGAAACUCGCUCGUUAGCCUCACUAGCUGACCUUACAUGAUCAACAAAGAGACAGUCGUGUGUCUUCAGUUGGAGUUCAUUUUUAAGCCAUAAUUUUACAUCGUGGCUGUCUAUGUUAUUUGAUGUACGUCAACUCAUAAAGUAUUUAUGCUAAGUCGCAGAAACCGCAUAAAAGGCAUGUAAGCAUAGUAGUGACUGUCAAUGCUUGCUAGUUUACGUUAGCCAUGUUGCAGCGGACUACUCAGCCGUAAUAAAACCACAUUUUUGAUAUUACUCACAUGAAAACUUUACCCUAUCAGAUAAUAAAUAGCUAAUUAUUAUUUUACUUUCAAAAUAUAAUCAGUGUAUAUAUACAACCAUAAUUUUCUGUAUAUUGUCUCCACCCUUACAGACAAAGGAGUAACAAUGAACAUCUAAGCAAUUUCUUAAAAUAUGCCGAUAAUUUAAAGUAGGGCUGGGCGAUAAAACGAUAACAAUAUAUAACGAAAAUUAAUUUCCCUCAAUAUCAAUAUGAAACAUGGUCAGUAUGCUUUGUGUAGGUCUGGGUGAGAUGGGAAAAAGUUUAUCCAAUAUAUUUUUGUUAUAUUAUUUGAUAUCGAUUUAUCAUGAUAUAAAAAAUGAAAUUUAACGGCAUGUCUACUGGUAGAUAUGCUACCUAUAAGCACUGUUAAAUUUCACUUAAGAGUAAAGGUCCUUACACACUGGGAACGACGCAAAAUUACGAAAUAUUCUGAGGCGAAUUUGAUGUACCUGACCAUACACAUCAAGUGUGAUGCGAUUUUGCAACAUUCCAGGGGGGAAAAAUAUGCGUCCCGAGUGGAAGCGAAAAGACUGACACAACAGCAGACUGACUGUUCUUCAGUUCUGAUUAGACACUAGUGUUGAGAUGACUGUCUGUCAUGAUAGCAUGUACUGAGUCGGGGCCAGUACCAGAUAAGCACAUUUAACUAUAAUCCAUAAACGUAAGGUAACAACCGAGACCUAAUGGUGCUGUGACAGCAACACGAUUGAGUUUGAGACAGUGAAAAUACAUAUGGUAUGAUGUAUCUGAACAGGUUAGCUUACGAGCUACAGUUACUUAGCACAGAUGAAAGUUAAAACAAAGACAUUUAGCAAACUGUUAAAGCACACAAACCAUCGUCAUAUGAGAGAUCCGACGCUAUCAUCAAAUCAAAUCAAACUUUAUUUAUAUAGCACCUUUCAUGCAAGCUGCAACACAAGGUGCUAUGCUAGCUAUGACUCUCUACAAGUUGUCCUUCAGGUCGUUAUCUUUGUAUAUUUGUGUUUUUUAUCAAAAAGCACUCUGUUCUCCAACACGCAAACAAUCAGCCGGUCGGCCAUGUUGGAUAUACCGGUGAGUCUGAUGUUGCAACAACAGGAAAUCUGAUUGGUCAGAAGUGGACACACAGUAUGCGAAACUUGAGAAAAUUCAACCGUGAUCUGAAAAAAUAAAUGCCGCAAUAUCGCAGGAUGGGAAAACGUCGCUGAUGUGAACGCUUGUAUUGACAGGAUAUGGGUUCGAAAAAAAUAUUGACGUCCAAAACAAUUGCAGGGAAAAAUGCUCCUGGUAUGUAAGGAUCAUCUAAGAUUGACAAGUGAUUUUUUUUUUCAUGAUCGAUACCGACUGAUAUGAAAAAAAUAUAUACUGUGAUAAACUUUUUUUCCAUAUUUCCCAGCCCUAAUUUAAAGUUAUACAACUCAGCUACAGUUGUGACAGUUGUUUGGCAUUUAUUACUCUGUGCUCUCAAGCUUUCAGACUUGGACCUAGGUCCUAGGUUUGGGAUUGGAACUAGGACUUGGAUAAGGACCACCUCCACAGUUUUUCGGAUAAGCAGGAAGCCAUCUGCGAGUCAGUAGGUUCCCAUAAAUUCGGUAUCAUCCGUGCCAGUCACUCUGUCAACCACCAUGUCAGACGGCCGAAUCUACGUGGGGAAUCUUCCCAUGGAUAUCCAGGAGAGGGACAUUGAGGAUCUCUUCUACAAAUAUGGAAAAAUCCGUGAUAUUGAGUUGAAGAACAAUAGAGGCACUAUCCCCUUUGCCUUUGUCCGCUUUGAAGACCCACGGUGAGUUUUACAGAUGGCAAGUUGAAACAGAUUCCCCAUGUCGGAAAACCUAAAGCUGGCAGCAGGGGAUGGAUGGAGACGACCGUCCCAGGUCUAUGUCCGCUUCUGAGAGAGGCGUGCAUUGGUAAGGAGUUCUGUGCUCUCUUCUCUUAGGGAUGCAGAUGACGCUGUCUAUGGAAGGAAUGGAUAUGGAUAUGGAGACUCCAAGCUGCGAGUAGAAUACCCUCGAUCCUCUGGUGCUAAAUUUGGUUCUAUGGGAGGUGGUGGUGGUGGUGGUGGAGGAGGAGGAGGACCCAGGGGAAGGUUUGGACCACCAACCCGGAGAUCUGAAUUCCGGGUCUUAGUGACUGGUAGGUCAACGUCAUGAUUCGUAGCAAGUUAAAACUGUUCUCUUUCUAAAGCCAUCCUGGAGGUCAAGAGGAUAAGUAGGAUGGUGGAUGUAGAAGUCCCAGGCAGAUAUGUUUUUCUCUCUGAUGGCAGAUUUGGACUAGUGCUGGACAUCAUGGUCAGCUGGCAAAUUAAAUCUCUCUAUCAUGGCUGAUCUAAGGAACGUGGAACUAUUAAAAGAACCUGUAUGUUUCUCUCCCUAUCUCAUGGUGGACUGGAAAACGAGGAAAAGUAGAAAACCGUGACAGAUUUGUUACUCAUACUGGACUUGGAGACAAGAGGACUAGUUGAGGACAUAAUAGUAGUAGGCAGUUAUCAAUUUUCUCUCAUGGCGGACUGGAGGACAAGUAGGUGGACUAAAAGAUUGCCAUCUUAGUGGAAGGCAGAUAUGUUUCACAUGGCAAACUGAAGGUCAGAGGGGGUUGUAAUGGAUGUCAUGGGUCACAGAAAGACGAAUUUCUCACCCAAACCAGACUGGAGGACAGAGUGCUAGUAAAGAAAGUCAGGAGUUGUAGACAGAUCUCUCUCUCGUUACACGGCUGCCACAAGGAGAAGAGGACUAGAGGAUGAUGGCAAAAGUCGUAGGAAAAAUUCUCUUGCUUUCAUGGCGGACUAUUCAAUGGGACUAGUUAAAUCAUGGCGGACAAUUCAAUGGGACAAGUUGAGGAUGUCAAGGGUCAUAGGCAGGUACAUUUCACUAACGGCUAACGGGAGGAUGUGUGGAGAAAUAGAAGACCACAUGUUGAACAUGUUUACUCUUCUGAAGGUGGACUGGAGGACAAGGGACUAGUGGAGGAUGUUUGAAUUGUUAACUGCAAGGCGGACUGGACGUCAAGGGGACUAGAAAAGUACACCACGGGUCAAUGGCUAAUAAAAUUCUAAAAGUGGAAUGGAGGACUUGUAGAGGAAGUCACAUUUCAUGUGCAAAUAACCCUCCUUCAGUUGAGGCUCAUGAGUGGACAAGAGCGCGAGUAGGUGUCAAGAGUCAUAGGCAGUUACGUUUCUCUCACGUAUGUCAAAGCGGCGGACAAGAGGACCUGCAAAGUACGCCUUGAGUCGUAGGUAGAUGUAUCCCCCCAGUUCCAGAGUGGCUAGAAGAGGCAGCCAUGAAUCAUAGGCAAAUCCAAUUCUCUUUCUCAAGGUGGACUGGACUUCAGUGUACUCAUGCACAUACCAGGAAUUCAACUCCGGUUUUUCAUUACACUGAUUGUGUCUUAAUGUGAGGACACCAGAGAGGACAUAGGUUUCUCAAGUGUUAAAACACACAUGACCUUUGGAUCUGCAGAUUGGAUCUCGAAUGCUUUACCAACCUAGCCACAGUGGAGAGAGUAGAAAAGUAGAUAUUUAUUUCUCUGUCAAGCCAAAGUGGAGAAAAGAGAACCUGAAAGACAUGAAAACUGUCCUAGGCAGAUAUAGAUAUACAGUGUUUCUCUCUCAUGGCAGAGUGGAUGACAAGAGGACUAGGAGGAGACCGCAUAACUCAAAGGCAGAUAUAUAUCACAGUGAACUGGAGGACAAGGGGAUGUAUGCAAAUAUGUUUUAUCUGUCGUGACUGAGUGAAGGACAAGGAGACUAAAUGGAUGAGGUCAAGUCAGCUCCGUAAUCAGGACAAUUAACAAAGCAAAACAGUAAACCCAAACAGAUCUUGUUGGCUACAUAACCCCAUACAUCAAGUCUUUACAACGGGUAGGUGAAAUGUCAUUGUCGCCUGUCAUUCUUUUUGUGUCCUGUGCUAUGUUUUUCUCACACAAGCAUGUUUGUACAAGCGUAUCUAAGGCCAUCUCUUAGCUAAAGUAUAAGUUCCAUGUAGCUGCCCGACUCGACCUGCUUCUCAAGCAUAACAAUGACUAACUUUAACUGUCGGAAAAAGGGUCAAAGAUUAGAGAUGUGAGCAAACUACAUGUCUCAAAGGUCAACGCCAGAAGAAACAGACAAUUACCUGGCGGGUAAUUUUCACAGGGGGUUAAAACAAAGAAAGACAGGAACAGAUCAAAUUUAAUGUGCAUGACCAAAAUAGUAUUGCAAGUCAAUAUAGUGCAUGGUUGUAUUGCAUUGAAUUUCCCUUCAGAGAUAAAUAAAGUUAUUCUUAUUUCGGCAAAGCUAUGCUCAUUUUGUCUUAAAAUUCAGAAUAACUUUUUCAAUUUCAGACCAUGCAGAGUUUAAACUUCAUAAAAUGCCUUAAUAAUACUAUUCAUUAAGAGUUGUUGUCCCUUUCAGCAAACGAUAACCUGCUCCUGCAGUGGUUGUCGUGAGUAGGUUUUGAAUCCAUUAUUUUUUUGCAGGUUUACCACCGACCGGGAGUUGGCAGGAUCUGAAAGAUCAUAUGCGUGAGGCAGGAGACGUGUGUUUUGCAGAUGUGCUAAGAGACGGAGAGGGCGUCGUGGAGUUCCUUCGCAGGGAGGACAUGGACUACGCAUUACGCAGACUGGACCGGACAGAGUUUCACUCGCAUCAAGUGAGAUCCAGUUAAACCAAGAACUACUCAUCACUUUCCGUAUUUUUCGCACUUUAAGGGGCACCUGAUUAUAAGACGCACCUUCAAUGAACACAUCUGUUCGCAUCUAUUUUCAUACAUAAGGCGCACCGAAUUAUAAAGCGCAUUAAGCCAAUCAAAACAGUCCGAUAAAAUCCUUUUGGCAGUGCUCCAACAAGCCAAAAGGAUUUUAAGUGCGCCUUAUAGUGCGAAAAAUACGGUACUUUGAGAAUGCCUUGAGGAAUACAUGCCUAACUUUUUUUCCUUUUGCAGGGUGAGACUGCGUACAUCCGCGUUUUCGAGGAGAGGGGCAACCCCAGCUGGGGCCGGUCACGAUCCCGCUCCAGAUCAAGAGGCCGCUACUCGCCUCCUUACAGAGGCUCUCCCCCUCCCCGCUACCAGUCACCACCACGGCAUGCUAUGUCACGUCAUAGCCCACCACCCAGGAGGCACCCUCCACAGCACCACAGCCCUCCACCCCGUCAUUAUCGGUAGGAAAGUCAGCCUGCUGAAGAGGAAACAAAAAAAAAACAGUGUAAUUCAGCUUUUCAUUUUGUUUUUAAUCCCAGGCUGCCUCAUGCAUAGAUGAUUGUGUUUUCCUCUGCAUACAUUCCAUGGUCAGGAUCACCUGAACACUCUGCUCCUCUUCAGAGCCUUAAAUGUUUGUUUUUGCUCUUAAAACACCCAUAAGUCUCAGUGCGGUUUCAUUUUUUGGUAUUCUUAGUGAAGUCAAUGUGUUGUGUCACUGUGGAACACAUCGGAAGUUUGUUUCACAUUAAAACGUGGGAUUUGAUGUUAAACAUUGUCAGGAACUGAUAAUUAUGUGGGAUCUUCAAAAACCAAUGACUUCUUUGCAGUGAUCAGGUAGAAGGCUUGCAUCUUUAAUUUUGAGUCAUGUCUCUCUGUGUGCGUCACAUUUCUGUCGCUUGAAGUAUGAAGAUUUUGCCAAUCUAAAAGCCUGUGAAGUUUCUCAAUUUUACCCUGUGAUUCAAUGUGUAGAAUUACCCAGCCAUGUAGAGUAGUGACACUUUGACUGUGAGCCACACCUGCCAGAUAAUUUUUGUCAUUGUGUGACAACGUAAAGGUGGCCUGUCGGUUGAUUAUAAUUUGUGUGCAUUUCUAAUGUUUUUUUAUUUCUCAAUAAAAUACAAAAUUUUAUGUGUUUUCCCUUUUUGUACACAUCACGAUCACAACCAGAUUCACUGAUGGUAAUCAUUGGAGUGGGUCCUUCAGAAGUUAAAACACUGAACUGAAGCUGCAUGUGCCACACUACACUGCUUGGCACAUCUAAAUCCAUUUUACAAAACUUGAGCUGUCAACUAUUAUAAUGUUUAAUCAACAUCAGGAUCUGUCAUCGAACUCUGGCAAAUUAUUACUCAUAAAGUACACGGUGAAAGUACUUCAUUAUGUUUGUG